This is a messenger RNA of Sorex fumeus (smoky shrew), 2986 nucleotides long. RefSeq names its product SH3 and cysteine rich domain (gene STAC). The record is from RefSeq and is a predicted model, not a curated record. Gene Ontology annotation, molecular function: transmembrane transporter binding. Gene Ontology annotation, biological process: skeletal muscle contraction; positive regulation of protein localization to plasma membrane; positive regulation of voltage-gated calcium channel activity. Gene Ontology annotation, cellular component: extrinsic component of cytoplasmic side of plasma membrane. NCBI's taxonomy places the organism in Eukaryota, Metazoa, Chordata, Mammalia, Eulipotyphla, Soricidae. The transcript is spliced from 11 exons. Bases 162 to 1364 code for a protein of 400 amino acids.
CCGGGGGCAGUCACGACCGAGGCGGGGCGCGCUCUCCCCGGGGAGGUGGGCGGGGCGGAGGCCGGAGCGGCGGCUGCGACCAUGGGCAUCCCCGGCCGCCGGAGCUGAGCGCGAGCCGCGCGGUUCCUGCCCGGGCGCAACACCGUUCCCGCGCCGCCACGAUGAUCCCGCCCGGCGGCGCCCGCGAGGACGGCGGGGACGGGCUGCCCGGGGAAGCGGCGAGCGCCGAACUGCCCCCGUCGCCCGCGUCGAGCGGCAGCCAGGAAUCCAAGCUCCAGAAACUAAAACGAUCACUUUCUUUCAAGACCAAGAGUUUACGGAGCAAAAGUGCUGACAACUUCUUCCAGCGAACCCACAGCGACGCGAAACUCCAAGGGGACAUGCUGGCUGAGGACAGCCCCAGCUCCAGCCCACAUCCAAUGCCUGGGAGCCUGACAUCCACCCCCACCCGGGCUGGCCUGCACCCCGGCGACAAGGCCCAUGCCUUUCAGGAGCACAUCUUCAAGAAGCCCACUUUCUGUGACGUCUGCAACCACAUGAUCGUGGGAACAAAUGCUAAGCAUGGAUUGCGCUGCAAAGCUUGUAAGAUGAGCAUCCACCACAAAUGCAUGGAUGGCCUGGCACCCCAGCGGUGCAUGGGCAAGCUGCCAAAAGGGUUUCGACGUUACUACAGCUCCCCCUUGCUCAUUAAUGAACAGUUUGGAUGCAUUAAAGAAGUGAUGCCCAUUGCCUGUGGCAACAAAGUGGACCCUGUGUAUGAGACCCUUCGCUUCGGAACCUCCCUGGCCCAAAGGACAAAGAAGGGAAGCUCUGGAAGUGGCUCCGACUCACCUCACAGAACCUCUACUUCAGAUCUCGUGGAGGUUCCUGAAGAAGUUGAUGGGCCAGAUGGGUAUGACCUACGGAAACGCAGUAACAGUGUGUUUACAUAUCCAGAAAACGGAGCUGAUGAUUUUGGAGACCAAGCAAAGAACAUAAACCACCAGGGAUCUCUUUCCAAAGACCCAUUACCAAUGAACACCUAUGUUGCCUUGUACAAAUUUGUACCACAAGAAAAUGAAGAUUUGGAAAUGAGGCCAGGAGACAUGAUUACUCUUCUAGAAGAUUCCAAUGAAGACUGGUGGAAAGGGAAAAUCCAAGAUAGGAUUGGGUUUUUUCCAGCCAACUUUGUCCAGAGAGUACAAGACAAUGAGAAGAUUUUUAGAUGUAUUAGAACCUUCAUAGGGUGUAAAGAACAGGGACAGAUAACACUGAAAGAGAAUCAGAUCUGCGUGACUUCGGAGGAAGAGCAAGAUGGCUUCAUCAGAGUCCUCAGCGGGAAGAAGAGAGGCCUGGUUCCCCUGGAGGUCUUAGAAAAUGUAUGACUGCUGGUCCUGCCCUUAGCAGUGGGCACACUCUGUCUGCUGAGGUGCCUCCUCUCAUGGUGUCCACCAGGCGCUGCCACACCAACCCAGCCACCCAGGGAAUGGCCUGACAAGACUCAGGAUCUAAGAUUGUCCAGGAAGAGCCAUGGAACAGAAAGCUCAUGACUCAGCAGGCUGCCCCAGGUGGGGAUAAGGCUGAGUCCCCACAGAGCCAAGUGCUGUAUCUGGCGGAGGCAACAGGACCACCCCCCCAAAUCCCUCCAAGACUCCACUCCUUUCUUACCCACAUGUUGUAUGCUAACCCGCUGGACAGUGCUGCUGUUUGCAGUGUGGCCCCCAUGGGAGGUUCAGAUCCAUGCCACCAAGUAGGAUUCUGGUUCCAGACCUUUGUUCCCACUCCAUCAGCAUCAUCGCAUUGGAAACCCUGCCCAGUCUCUCUGCACAGCUCAGAAGGCCAUCUGCUCAGCUCCCAAAGGCCAGUUCUCCUAUCAAGCCCUCAACCUCUAAAGGAGGUCCCUUCAAUCCUCCUACUCAGACCCAUAUGGUUUGUAUUAGAGAGAAGGACUUUGUGGGUGUAACUCUGGAAACAAAGACUUGUCCUGCCCAAAGAUUGUUGACAGACAAAGGCCCUUCUGCACCUCUAGUGCCAACUGAGGACUAAGGCAUAGAUACAAAGGGAAAAUUGGAGUUAGAUAGGGCAGAGUGAAGAUAAUUCAGAGCUUUCUGUCAUGUAGUCCCUUCCCUAAGGAGGGACCAGGGAAGAGAAAGGGGCAGAAAGUCCCCAAAGGGGACCAUGUUCAUUUCAUAUCCUUUGUACUAGGGGCAGCAUUUUCUCUUGCACCCCCCUGGAAUACAAGGUUAAGCCCACCUGGCAAGGAACCAGGAACAUGGACGAGAUCAAUAACAGCAUCUUAAGAGAAAUGUAAUAUGAAUCUGUUCUUUAGGGCAGUCUAUUACACCCAAGCAGCUGUCAAUUGGAAGAAUAAUCCUUAUUGCUUCAUCCCUCUGAAAGCAGAGGAACUUGGGGCCAACUUAGCAUCCUCUAGGGGAAUCUCUGUUACUCUGUACUUGUACUAAUGUUUACAAGAAUGCAAUAUACUGUGAUGCCUUCCUCCUCAAGACUUCUCCUAGCACUUAAACUUGCAUCCUAGUCACCAUUAAUAGGUUGAACUUCAAUCCACAAUAACCUUAGAAUCAAUGUCAGUUCGGUUUGUUUUGUUACAAAGCAAUAAAAUCAUUAGAACAAUUGGUUUUUAAAAGACUUAAGUGGAUGCAUCCUGUGCAUGUAAGCAUUAUUCCCAUAACUAAAGCAUCAUUCAUCUCCAUUUCUUUCAUUUGUGACCACUUAGCAUGAAGCUGGGAGCUGAGAGAGGAUGGCUAAGGAGGGGAGGGGGGGUAUUCACAGUAGCUGGGAUGCCUUACUGUCAUCUUAAAGCCAGCAUCCAGAAGUUCCUCCUUCUCUGAUAAAACAUGCCCAACUAAUGUACAGAGUCAAGAUGGAUUAUUUGAGAGUCAGAACAAUAUGACUGCCAGUCUGUACAAUGAAUCAAUGGAAUGCCAGAGUACAAUGUACAUUGUCUCUAACUCAAUAUUCCAUUCAAUAAAGACAACCCAGUGUCUGA